UGCCGUCAUUGAUUGAAUCAAACUUCCUUAUGUAUUGUACAUUAAAACCUAUUCAAACUUACGAGCUUCAAUCUUUGUUUUUUCAAGCCGUCGUAAAUGCCGUUGAAAGCGAGUAAUCUGAAGCCCCAUUCCUUUCACGCGUUGUAUAGUAUUUGAUUGUCUUCCAAGAAUUUCCCAACAACUUUGGACUCCGACUUCGAAUAACGGAGGUGCUGUAAUGGACCCCAGACACUUCUCAAUGACAGUGACAUUCUGCCGUGAUUGAAUCGGAAUCACCUUCGUGCAGAUUGACAGUUGUUGAAUUUUUCGAGCGGCUACAAUGGAGGUUUGUAUAAAUAUCUCUGUUAUAGCGUGAAGCAAGCAUUCGAAUCCCCCACCACCGAAUCCUUGCAGUCGCCUCAUAGACAUGAAGUUCACCACUGUUCUCGCUUUUGUGUUUGUGUUCGUUGCCGCUUCUGUCUCCGCGACGCCUUUCCGGGAAACUAACGGAGAGCGUAUGGCUCGUGGUCUUCCUCCUCUUCCUCCUCAGAAGCGAAGUGGUACUCCCGUAUACGCUGCCAAACGGACGGGUCCCUCGAGCUCUCCUGGACAAUGCACCACUGGACCUGUUCAGUGCUGCAAUUCUGUCGGGACCGCCGAUGACAGUGUGAUUGGGUUAAUCCUCGGAUUGCUAGGAAUUGUGCUUGGUGAUGGCGUGCUUGCUGGUGUAGGAUGCAGUCCUAUCACUGUUAUCGGUGCCUCCUCCAGCUCUUGCUCUGCUCAAACUGUAUGUUGUGAGGAUAACAGCAGCAGCUUGAUUUCCAUUGGCUGUAUCCCUAUUACUCUUUGAGCUACUUAGAUCAUAUUUGUUCAUUCUAUUGAACACUGCUAUACUGACCCACGUCUUUUCUUUUUGUCUGUCUGUGCUUGCUUUGGUCCUGUCGUUCAUUUCAGGUACCACGUAUUUUAGUAAAUCUUGUCGUUAUUGGGGACGCUCGAAAAGUAAUAGAAUUGUUUUUUUGUGACUGCGAUAUGGCCCCACCCACUCCUUUCUCUUCAGUCCGUUUGAGUCGAAUUCAUAUGAUAUUGCCUAUCAUUGUACUGCGCACCU
Molecule: messenger RNA, 1090 nt
Organism: Lentinula edodes (shiitake mushroom)
Lineage: Eukaryota; Fungi; Basidiomycota; Agaricomycetes; Agaricales; Omphalotaceae
Product: fungal hydrophobin-domain-containing protein
Exons: 5
Coding region: 407-829 (140 amino acids)
Cellular component (GO): fungal-type cell wall
Molecular function (GO): structural constituent of cell wall
Source: RefSeq, a predicted model, not a curated record